Messenger RNA from Coccinella septempunctata (seven-spotted ladybird), 723 nucleotides. RefSeq lists its product as uncharacterized. Gene Ontology annotation, biological process: septate junction assembly. The transcript is spliced from 4 exons. Bases 121 to 483 code for a protein of 120 amino acids. NCBI's taxonomy places the organism in Eukaryota, Metazoa, Arthropoda, Insecta, Coleoptera, Coccinellidae. The record is from RefSeq and is a predicted model, not a curated record.
GUAAGAUAAAAUAUUGAACGAAAUACAAAGCUGCUAAUAAACUACACAUUCUUGUGAAUCGGUACUAGUGAAAUAACAAUUUGUAGUACUUUUUAUAGGGUUAUUUUACAACUAUACAAUAUGGCCCUCAAUAGAACUAUUGUAAAAGGUAUUCAGUUGGUGAUCACACUGCUCUGUUUAUGUCUACAUACACAAUCUAGAACCUCAAAUUUCUUCACGGAAAUUGUAUCCAUAACAGCGUUCGCUGGUUUCUUGAUUAUAAUAGCAGGAUUCUUCAUUGGAGGAUCGUCGCCCCCAAAGUUGGAGAUUUUCUAUGCCAUCGUUGGAUUCGCAUUCUUUGCAGCGGCAGCAUACCUGAAUUUCCACAAAUUUCACAAUGCGUUUGAUAGUGACGAAAAAACAUUCGGUUUCAUAAAAUCAGGAUUAUCGCUUUUGAAUUCAGUGGCUUUCUUGUUGGAGGCAGUGCUAGUCUGGAGAGAUUAACAGUAGCUUUUAAGGAAGCAUGGAAUUAUGAGGAAAAAUUGGGGAUCAUGAUUGGGAAACGAUGACUCAUCCAUAUGUCUAUUUAUCGAAGUAAUUCGUCACACUUGAAUCAACCUAAUUUCAUCAAAGCUGGAUUGUUGUGAUAUCGAAACUUAUUUAUCGAUAUCUGUAUUUGUUCAAUUUAUGGUGAAUUUUUUAUCAAUAAAUGAAAUUGUUUUUUGUUACAACAUGAAAUUCCAA